Molecule: messenger RNA, 1107 nt
Organism: Mesorhabditis belari
Lineage: Eukaryota; Metazoa; Nematoda; Chromadorea; Rhabditida; Rhabditidae
Source: the annotation of a GenBank genome assembly
AUGAACUCUGUGUUACUGAUUUUAUUUUUGGGGCUAACAAUCGUUUAUUCGGUUAUCAACCUUUUCGGAAAUGAUUUUACAACGAUUUUGCAACACUCAAAACCGAUAAAAGCUGAUCGGAUCUUGGAAAGCAAAGAUAAUGAAUCAACAAUAUCCUCAGAACCUUUGCCUUCAAAUGAUGAGAUUUUUGUCUCAUUUGGUGGAAAUGCGGACCCAUAUUUUAUCGAUGCGCUUCCAAUAGUUGCUAUGGCGUGGAUUCAACUUGGAGUUAGACCGCUGGUCUGCUUGGUUGGAUCGAAAGAAGACUACCAAAGCAACGAAUUGAAGCCUAUAAUCGAAUAUCUAGAGAAACUCAAUGUCACAGUGACAUAUUUGCCUGGGAAUUACACUUUGAAAACAGCAUCUCUAUCACAACAUUGCCGUCUUUAUGCAGCUACCUCAAACUUGGUGUCCUUGGACUCGGUGGUGAUCGUUUCCGACAUUGACUAUAUUCCUUUCCAUUUGAAUGAGCAUUGGGUGGAAGAUGUUGAUCUCUUCAUCUACAAUUCGUUGUGUUGUGGAGAAACGGAGAUGUUCGAGCACAAGUUUCCACAUUAUCCAAUCUCGACAAUUGCUUUGAGGAAGCGAGGCUGGCUAGAGCUUUUGGAGCUAUCUCAUGCCACUUACGAAAACGGGACUUCAAUAGAAGGAGAUCUCUUGGCUUUUUUCGAUAAGGAUAUGCUCGAUGAACAUUACUUUCGCCUGCAACUCUUCAGAGAGUUGCAAGGACAUCCAUUUUGGUAUUCCGAUCAAAAGUUAACUUCAUUUCGGAUCUUUGAUUGGAAAAGGAGAACAAAAAGGGUCAUCCGAACGGGAGAAUAUAAUGGAAACAAGGAGAGAAUCGAUCGAGAUAACUGGCCUAGUGAUCAGAUUUUGGAUACGAUCAAUCUCUACGAUUUCAACGAUGCCCAUCUCCUUCGACCAAUCUCUGCAAAUUGGUACCGCUUGCAAGCGUUCUUCAAGAAAUUAUUCAAGCCCGACCUCUAUCAAAUAGCUGAAUCGUAUGGGCUUAAAAUGAACGCUUUAUCGAGGACUUACAUUCGCAUGAGAGAACCAAGUCCAAUCGUC